CGGUGCCGGCCCCGGGACUACAAGUCCCAGGAGCGCCGUCGCCGCCUGCGCAGUGCCGCGCCCGCCCGGGCCGCAGCGGGAGCCGCCGGGGCGCUGGCCGGGGAAGCGAGAGGGAAGGCGGGCAGCCGAGGAGAGACGGAGCCGCGGAGGGGCUGUGGCACCAUGGUGAAGCUGGACAUCCACACGCUGGCCCACCACCUGAAGCAGGAGCGGCUGUACGUGAGCUCGGAGAAGGCGCUGAUCCAGCGCCUCAACGCCGACGUGCUGAAGACGGCGGAGCGGCUCUACCGCACAGCCUGGAUCUCCAAACAGCAGCGCAUCAACCUCGACAGGCUCAUCAUCACCAGCGCUGAAGCUUCUCCUGCUGAAUGUUGCCAGCACGCAAAAAUCCUGGAGGACACACAGUUUGUGGAUGGGUACAAGCAGUUGGGAUUCCAGGAGACUGCUUACGGAGAAUUCCUGAACAGACUGAGGGAGAACCCCAGGCUGAUUGCAUCCUGCCUGGUUGCUGGAGAGAAGCUCAACCAGGACAACACCCAGAGUGUCAUUCACACAGUCUUCACCUCCAUCUAUGGCAACUGCAUCAUGCAGGAGGACGAGAGCUACCUGCUGCAGGUGCUGCGGUACCUGAUUGAGUUUGAGCUGAAGGAAAGCGACAACCCCCGGCGGCUGCUGAGACGAGGCACCUGUGCCUUCAGCAUCUUGUUCAAGCUCUUCUCUGAAGGACUCUUUUCUGCAAAACUUUUUCUUACUGCUACCUUGCAUGAGCCGAUCAUGCAGCUUCUGGUUGAGGAUGAAGACCACCUGGAGACCGAUGCAAACAAGUUAAUUGAGAGAUUCUCCCCAGUACAGCAGGAAAAGUUAUUUGGAGAGAAAGGCACAGAAAAGUUCAAGCAGAGAGUCCAAGAGAUGGUUGACUCCAACGAGGCCAAGCUGGUGACCCUGGUCAACAAAUUCAUUGGCUAUCUCAAACAAAACACGUACUGUUUUCCCCACAGCUUGAGGUGGAUUGUGUCGCAGAUGUACAAAACGCUGUCGUGUGUGGACAGGCUGGAGGUUGGCGAGGUCAGAGCCAUGUGCACAGAUCUCCUUCUGGCCUGCUUCAUCUGCCCUGCCAUCGUCAACCCGGAGCAGUAUGGCAUCAUUUCUGAUGCUCCUAUCAAUGAGGUGGCAAGAUUUAAUCUUAUGCAGGUUGGGAGACUUCUGCAGCAGCUGGCAAUGACAGGCUCUGAGGAGGGAGAUCCACGUAUGAAGAGCAACCUUGCUAAAUUUGACAAAAGCUGUGUUGCUGCUUUCCUGGACGUGGUGAUCGACGGGCGCGCGGUCGAGACUCCGCCGAUGUCGGCUGUGAACCUGCUGGAGGGGCUGAGCCGCACCGUGGUGUACAUGACCUACAGCCAGCUCACUGCCCUGGUUGGCUUCAUGCGGAACGUGAUGUCAAGCGAUCAGCUUAAGGAAGAUCGGAUGGCUUUGGAAAACUUGCUGGCAAAUUUACCCCAGAACAAACCAGGGAAAAGCAGCAGCCUAGAAAUGACUCCAUAUAACACCCCCCAGCUGUCUCCUGCAACUACUCCAGCCAACAAAAAAAACCGGCUGCCCAUAGCCACUCGAAGCAGAAGUAGAUCAAACAUGCUAAUGGACCAGCAUGGAGAUCAUGAAGGAUCCUCCCAGGAGACUAUUCCUGAAGUGCAGCCAGAAGAAGUGCUGGUGAUUUCUUUGGGGACAGGUCCACAGAUUACUCCAGGAAUGAUGUCAGAAAAUGAGGUGUUAAACAUGCAGCUUGCAGAUGGCGGGCAGGGCGAUGUCCCCAUCGACGAGAACAAGCUCCAUGGCAAACCUGACAAAACCUUGCGCUUCUCCCUCUGCAGUGAUAAUCUGGAAGGAAUAUCUGAAGGCCCUUCCAAUCGCUCCAACUCGGUGUCCUCCCUGGAUCUGGAGGGGGAGUCGGUGUCGGAGCUGGGCGCGGGCCCCUCGGGCAGCAACGGCGUGGAGGCUCUGCAGCUGCUGGAGCACGAGCAAGCCACCACUCAGGAUAACCUGGAUGACAAGCUCCGUAAGUUUGAAAUCCGUGACAUGAUGGGUUUGACUGAUGACAGAGACAUUUCAGAAACUGUGAGUGAAACCUGGAGCACAGAUGUCUUGGGAAGUGACUUCGACCCCAACAUCGACGAGGACCGGCUGCAGGAGAUCGCAGGUGCAGCUGCAGAGAACAUGCUAGGCAGCUUGCUGUGUUUGCCAGGUUCAGGAUCCGUGUUGCUUGAUCCCUGCACAGGUUCAACCAUAUCAGAAACCACAAGUGAGGCGUGGAGUGUGGAAGUAUUACCAAGUGAUUCAGAGGCUCCAGAUUUAAAACAGGAGGAGAGGCUCCAAGAGCUGGAGAGCUGCUCUGGGCUGGGUAGCACGUCUGAUGACACAGAUGUGAGGGAGGUCAGCUCUCGGCCCAGCACGCCCGGCCUGAGCGUUGUGUCAGGUAUUAGUGCAACAUCUGAAGAUAUUCCUAACAAGAUUGAGGACCUCAGGUCUGAAUGUAGCUCUGACUUCGGGGGCAAAGAUUCUGUGACAAGUCCUGACAUGGAUGAAACAGCCCAUGGAGCCAGUCAGUUGACAUCUCCUCCUUCUCAGACAGAUUCUUUGCUUGCGUUGUUUGACCCUCUGUCCUCAAAUGAGGGCGUGUCAGCUGUAGUAAGGCCUAAAGUGCACUAUGCAAGACCCUCUCAUCCACCUCCAGACCCACCCAUCCUGGAGGGAGCCGUGGGAGGUAACGAGGCCCGGCUGCCAAGCUUUGGUUGCCACGCCUUGGUGCCGGCGGAGCUGGAAGCCUUCAAGCAGAGACACUCGUACCCCGAGAGGCUGGUGCGCAGCAGGAGCUCAGACAUCGUGUCCUCGGGCAGGAGGCCCAUGAGUGACCCUGGCUGGAACAGACGGGCUGGGAACGAGGACAGGGAGCUGCCCAUGGCCUCCAGCAGCACCGGGCCGGCGGCGCUGGCGGCCGCCUCUCAAUCCUCAUCUUCAUCUCCCAGCAAGGACUCCUCCAGGGGAGAGAUUGAGGAACGGAAAGACAGUGAUGAUGAGAAGUCUGACAGGAACAAGCCCUGGUGGAGGAAACGUUUUGUGUCUGCCAUGCCCAAAGCUCCUAUUCCAUUUAGGAAGAAAGAAAAACAAGAAAAAGACAAGGAUGACAUGGUGCCUGACAGAUACGCAACGCUUCAAGAUGAUCCCAGCCCAAGGCUCAGUGCACAGGCACAAGCUGCUGAGGACAUUCUGGACAAGUACAGGAAUGCAAUCAAGAGAACGAGUCCCAGUGAAGGAGCCAUCGUGAACUAUGACAGUGCAGAGGCAAUUGGGGAUGGUGAGAGCAUGCACGACUCCCCGCGGGAUGAGGCUUUGCAGAACAUGUCUGCAGACGACCUCCCCGACUCUGCAAGUCAAGUAGCACAGCCACAAGGUUCUGCUUUCUCCUAUAGGGAUGCAAAGAAGAAAUUGAGAUUGGCUCUUUGUUCAGCAGAUUCUGUUGCCCUCCCAAUGCUGACACAUUCAACAAGGAAUGGUCUCCCAGACCACACAGACCCUGAAGAUAAUGAAAUUGUGUGCUUCUUGAAAGUUCAGCUGGCUGAAGCCAUCAACCUGCAGGACAAGAACCUGAUGGCACAGCUGCAGGAGACGAUGCGCUGCGUGAGCCGCUUCGACAACCGCACCUGCCGCAAGCUGCUGGCCUCCAUCGCCGAGGACUACAGGAAAAGAGCUCCGUAUAUCGCGUACCUGACGCGCUGUCGCCAAGGCCUGCAGACCACACAGGCACACCUGGAGAGGCUCCUGCAGAGAGUCCUGAGAGAUAAAGAAGUGGCCAACAGGUACUUCACUACAGUCUGUGUGAGGCUACUGCUGGAGAGCAAGGAGAAGAAAAUAAGGGAGUUCAUUCAAGAUUUCCAGAAACUCACGGCAGCAGAUGAUAAAACGGCCCAAGUGGAGGAUUUUCUGCAGUUCCUGUACGGGGCUAUGGCUCAGGAUGCCAUCUGGCAGAACGCCAGUGAGGAGCAGCUCCAGGAUGCACAAUUAGCCAUAGAGCGCAGUGUGAUGAAUCGCAUUUUCAAACUCGCCUUCUACCCUAAUCAGGAUGGAGAUAUUUUGCGUGACCAGGUCCUUCACGAGCACAUACAGAGGUUAUCCAAAGUAGUGACUGCAAACCACAAGGCACUUCAGAUACCUGAGGUGUAUCUGCGGGAGGCGCCCUGGCCGUCGGCGCAGUCCGAGAUCCGCACGAUCAGCGCCUACAAAACGCCCCGGGACAAGGUGCAGUGUAUCCUGAGGAUGUGCUCCACCAUCAUGAACCUGCUCAGUCUGGCCAACGAGGACUCCGUCCCUGGGGCAGAUGAUUUCGUUCCUGUUCUGGUCUUUGUUCUCAUAAAGGCAAACCCCCCUUGCCUGCUGUCCACUGUGCAGUACAUCAGCAGUUUCUAUGCCAACUGUUUGUCUGGAGAGGAGUCCUACUGGUGGAUGCAGUUCACGGCAGCCGUGGAGUUCAUCAAAACUAUCGAUGACCGCAAGUAGCUCGCACAGCACGGGCAGACUGAGCAGGAGAGGAGUUUCUAAGAAUGUACAACAGCUGCAAAAGCUGAAGAAAAGACUUUCCUUGUAAAAUACUGUACAGAAUUGAGGCAUUUUAAAACACACCUUUACUAAUCUAAUUAAUUUAACAGAUUUUCCUCUUCUCUUUGGGUUGCGUUUUCCUCCCCUCUAGAUACUGGCACUGCAAAAGGGACCACAGUUUUCAGGUAUUUUGGAAUCUCAAAACAUUCAGAAUUCUUCAUGCUUUCUCCACCACCCCUCUUCCUGAAUUCUUAUUCACGUGAAUAAUUCACUUCAUUUAAUUUCUAACGAAAAACUGAAACAGGAGGAAACAGGGCAGCCACAUAGUAAACUUUCUAGAUGAAUACACCUUUUAUUAAAGAAACACCAGCCACACUGAAAGUUUGUAGUAGCUGACAUCAGUUAUUGGUUGUAUUUCACCUGAAUUUAAAAUCUGAGAGGACAGUGUAAAUAUUAUAUAACUAUAUUUAAUGCAUUGCAAGUAUCUUUGGACUUACUAUCCUUUGAAUAAACAAGCAGAAGCCUCUCUGACCUCUAACAGGUUGUGACCUACCAUGUUUUGGUGACAAAAGGACUUCCUCAAAAGGCUAAGAUUUAAAAAGGGCAAACUGAAUUAUUUAUUAAGAUGUAAUUACUGAAAUUUCUAAAACUGGAAUUUAUAAUAGGGCUUAUUAGCUAGCUGAACACUUCUUGGCUAGGGCAUUAGGGUGUUACAGAGGUUUGAAUAUAUAGAGGAGAGGGACUGUAAGUUACAAUAGAAAAGUCUAAUAUAAAAGGAGAAAUAAAAUACCUUACUGUAAUAUUUUUUCUGAGCUAUUGUGUAUACUGUACAAACCCCAAACAGAGAUCCUUAACAGAACCUUGGGCUGUAAUAUAUAUUUUGAUUAGUGACAUUAAAUACAUAUGCCAGGGGGUUCAGUGAAUGUUUUUACUAAAUGUUCUUCGUGUUGUCUGCUAUGCAGCAGUGCAAGUUUUACUGUUCAUAAAAAAUAUUUUAAAAUAAUAUAACACUGUUCUUUAUGAAACAUAUCAUGGCAUCAGUUCAGGGUGUUUUAUAGAUUUCUCACCCCGCCUUCCCCUUAAACUGACAGUUAUCAAUUUAAGGAGGUUUUUAUGCACAACACCAUGUGGUUUUUUCAUGAGUGAAGUGGUCUGGGGCAUGUUGGCUGUAUAUGAGCACUCGCUGCUCUUUUUCAGCUUCAAUGCACUGAAAAAGGACAGUGAGCACUGAACUUUUUCAUGUCAGUAUUAUUUCUUGCUCUUUCCAGAGUGUUCAUUGCACUUCUGACAGAGGGAUGUGGUAAGACUUGGUGUCUGUGAUUGGUAAAGAAAACAGAAUCUUUCUCACAUUCUUUCAAAACACGAUUGGUUCAUUUUUGUGUGUGUGUGCAUUUUGGUGAUUAAAACCUGUAAGCAACAGUACUGGGGAAAAUCAUGUGGUCAAUUGGAAUUGGAGCAAUUUAUGUAAAGCAUUGAGUGCUUGAUUUGGCUGUGCUUGUCAAGGCAUAAUCAGGAAACUUACUUUUUAGGGCUCUCAGAUAUAACUCAGUUGAGCAGUUUUGCCAAGCUAGUCACAGGUGAGAAGGUGGGAUGGUAACCUUUUCCUUUUCUCUAUAGUCUUUCUCCUCUAUUAGAGACUCAGUUGUGUGGAGGAGCAAUACUCAGUCAAAACAGAAUUCUUCUGAUCUGCCUUACUCGGUGUCUCAGUCUGUGUAGCAUUGCAAUAUUCUGGUUAUUUAGCCUUGAUGGGUUUUUGGUGCUGAACAUGUAAUUCAAUAUUGCAAGCACAGCCCUGCAGCAAAGCACAAACAUGCCCUUGAAGAUAUGGCCAGAUCAUAUCAAAAAGCAAUAUAAAUUCAUUUCUAUUGAAGUGUCCUGUAAUAUGUAAUUAUUACUUGAAUAUCCACGAUGUUAAGACUGAUGUGUGAAAGUUCUGCAGUUUGGGUGUUGGUUGAUGAGAGUAUCUGUGGGAUCCCUGAAGAAGGCACAAGGACACAGGAGGUGCUGAUCACCCCCCGUGCUGCCCCUCUGUGCUGGCCUGGCUCACAGGGUUUGGUCAGCACCAUCAGGGCUUUCAGGUUCACUCUCCUUUAUGGAAGGGGCAAGAACCAUUUCCUUCACAGCUUUUAUCACUUGGUUUCUCUGCAUAGAAAAAUACUUAAAAGAACUGGAGUCUUUUUUUAAAAGUUACUUAGUUAUUUUAAAACCAGUAUGUGUUUCAGUGAGCCCCCGGUGAGCUGAGAGUUUUUGUAGCAAGAUGGUCCUUUGCUUCUUUUUUCCAGCCUACUCUAAAGGUCCUUUAUUAGUCUUGAUAGGUGUAGUUAGAGAAUUAGGCUUUCCAAAGAAUUAAAAACCUUCCUGUAAUGUCCUUUUACUGCUUUCCCCUGCGCCCCUGUAAUGUUUUGUUUUAAAAUGCUAAAUUCCGUGUCUAGGAAGUGAUGUUGUUAGGUUUGAUGUGCAAUAGCCAAGGUGGAAAGACACUGCAUAAAGGACCAAAAGUAGCAGAACUGCUGCCAAAAGGUGCCAGCCACGAGCCUGUGUUGUAAUCUCGGUGCUUUAUUCUGUGAAUUUCACUACUUGAGCCACUGGAGGAGGAGUGGAACAUUUUGGGCAAAGUGGAGCAGGGCAGGGGCCUUGGUACCAGGUCACAGUGUGCACUUCAGGCUUGGCCGUUGUCUCAGCACUGAUCUUGGCAGGUUCUGAGGAGCUGCCACGUUAAACAAUGGCAUGUCUGUGCCUGGGAAUGCUGCAGAGGUGCUGGUUUCCUUUUUGGGCAGAGGAGGGAAAGGAAAGUGCUGGGGAUUUCAUCUCUAGGAGAUUCCUUUGUGCUCCUAAGUGAGAUUUCUCUUUAAACUUUUUUAAAUCCUCUUUAAGGAGAAUCAGAAUGUGUCUGGCCUAUCAAGGAUUUGAGUUUAAAAGUUUUUGUUUUGAAGACCUUUUACUACCAAAUGCUGAAUGUAACUGCCAUAAACUUCAGGAAAAAAAGCCACGAGCACGAUGCUGUUUCCUGUGGGUGAGUCUGGUGAGCACAGUGUUGGUUUGUAUUGCUUGAAAAUGUUCUUGUUCUGUUAAGCCAAAUUCUCACAGAACUGGAGAGCUCACUGCCGUGGGAAUGGGCUUGGGGGAAGGGGGCAGGAGAGGGGGCAGAGCUGCUGGCAGCAGAGCUGUGUGUUGGCACGAGUGAGUCAGUGUGCCUGGAGAGCUGGAGCAGCAAAGGCAGUGGGGACGGAGGGGGAGGGAUGCUCCUGCCUGGGUACAGCUGGGGACGUGGCUGAGCCUGUACUACUUGAGAAUUAACCUCUGCUCAGUUAGUAGUGUGUGUUCUGUACCUUUUAAUUGUGCUUUACCUCUAUUGAAAAGCUUUGUACUGCCUCUCCUCUUUGGUAAAGCCUUUAUAAAUCUAAAUUAACGAGCUUGCACAAUCUUGUAUACAGGAACCCCAUCUUGUCUCUUAACGUGAUUAUUAAUGUAUUAUUCUGUAAAACCUGAUUAAAAGGAGAGCAGUUUAA
This is a messenger RNA of Haemorhous mexicanus (house finch), 8096 nucleotides long. It is a transcript of the gene GAPVD1, whose product is annotated as GTPase activating protein and VPS9 domains 1. The record is from RefSeq and is a predicted model, not a curated record. Gene Ontology annotation, biological process: regulation of GTPase activity; vesicle-mediated transport. Lineage: Eukaryota; Metazoa; Chordata; Aves; Passeriformes; Fringillidae. Bases 163 to 4548 code for a protein of 1461 amino acids. Gene Ontology annotation, cellular component: cytosol; endocytic vesicle. Gene Ontology annotation, molecular function: small GTPase binding; guanyl-nucleotide exchange factor activity. The transcript is spliced from 27 exons.